AUGGAUUGGUAUGAAGCAAAUCGAACUUGUGCCGAGUCACGAGCAAACCUAGCCAUCCCAACCUCUCAAUCCGAACAGGAUUACAUAUGGGAACUAUUCAUGAACGAGUUCGAUCAAACACCAGGCACCAGUCUCUGGAUUGAUUGUAAUGACAUCGAGGAGGAGGGAAAGUGGCAGCACCAUGGAUAUGGGAAUUGGGCGAAUGGAGAACCAAACAACGGAGGCGACUCAGAUUGUGUCAAAAUGUGGGAUACACGUAAUGGCCAAUGGGACGAUACUCAAUGCAGUCGUAAAGACAUUUACGACUGCAAGCUGAUGGAACAAGAUUGCCCACCUGGUAACGUGUCUGAUCGGAAGAGAAACGACAACUAUAUUUUUUUCAGAUAG
Molecule: messenger RNA, 387 nt
Organism: Asterias rubens (European starfish)
Lineage: Eukaryota; Metazoa; Echinodermata; Asteroidea; Forcipulatida; Asteriidae
Product: lectin BRA-3-like
Exons: 1
Coding region: 1-387 (128 amino acids)
Molecular function (GO): signaling receptor activity
Source: RefSeq, a predicted model, not a curated record